AUGUUUGCUUAUGACAAUAUAACCCUAGAUCUCGCUGCUGAACCGUACAAUAUGACGUCAUCUGGAUUUGGUCGCAAAAUGGUUAUAGCUGAGAUUGGAGGACCUGGAAAUCUUUUCCCAACUAUUCAUAAAGAGAAAGAAUUUGAUUUGAAGGAAAUUUGUGAGAGUUGCGAAGCCCCAUCGUCGUUUGUAUUCGGACCUGGAGCAGGGCCUUGGAAAGUGGUUGGGAGAAACUGUGAGAUGGUGGCUGACGCGAAUUUCACGUCAUCAAAGGUAGGUUUAGUGAUUUUUCUUGUUCUCGAAUCUUUCAUAGAUACUUCAAAUGUUUUGUUGAUGCAGCUUUUUGUUGAACUUGAGAAAAAAUUAUUCUGCUUGCUUCUGGCUCGUCGUCGAGAGUAA
Cooperia oncophora is the source of this 399-nucleotide messenger RNA. Lineage: Eukaryota; Metazoa; Nematoda; Chromadorea; Rhabditida; Trichostrongylidae. The record is from the annotation of a GenBank genome assembly.